This is a messenger RNA of Dovyalis caffra, 354 nucleotides long. NCBI's taxonomy places the organism in Eukaryota, Viridiplantae, Streptophyta, Magnoliopsida, Malpighiales, Salicaceae. The record is from the annotation of a GenBank genome assembly.
AUGUCCCCUGGUGAGGCAGUUUUUGAGAAGGUUAAUCAAGCUUCGGGAAGAGUUUACAUCUUGAAAUUCAAUACAGAUGAUCGGAAGUUUUUCUAUUGGAUGCAGAAUCAUAUGUGGGCGGUGCCUCCAAUAGUGCUUGCUUUAGCUAAACAGAAUUUGGAUAAGAAGUAUGACCUUUCUUCAUUGAAAAAUAUUGGUUAUGGUGCUACCCUUCUGGGAAAAGAUUUGAUGAAGGAAUGUGCCAAAAAUACAUUUGAUACUAUAAUUGGUCAGGCUCAAGCCAUGACUGAACCUUCUGCUAUUGUUUCAGUAGAGGAUUCAAGAAUAAGUGUCCAACAUUCAGGUUCUGACUGA